CAUGUAUGUAUGUAUAUAUACCCACUGAGCUGUCUCGUUUGAUACAUUAAGUUUGUCUCUCCUCUGCGUGUCAGUGUCUCAGACCACCCAACUCCGAGCCCUUAAGGGUUCCCAGGUCGUAUAUAUCUUAAGUGUUUGACGAUAUGGAGGGGCUAACCUUAGCUCUAGUACCGUUGCUCUUAAUUGCUGGAACAACUGGAGAUACGGUGAGGUUUGGGGUUAUUUUGGAGGACCAGAACCCUUCGGAACCCUACUCCUACGGCCAUGUAGGGCCGGCGGUGGAACUCGCUGUACAGCGGAUAAACAGAGAAGGAUGGCUCGGGCCGCAUCGCCUGAUGGCACAAUACCAGAAAAUCACCAAAAUGAGCCAGUACACGGCUCUUACCGUGGCCAUGGGGAUGUACGAAAACGACAGCGGGAAUCUGGAUUUUUUCCUGGGCCCGACCUCGGAGUACCUGGCACAAACCGUCAUCCGCCUCGCAGCGUUCUGGAAGGUACCGGUGAUGACAUGUUCCAUCGUCUGGCGUCUCGGAGUCAAAGGCGACCCGAGAGACGACGGGAACUAUGAAACGGUCGUGCGAACGGUGCCCACCAGUGGCGAUCUUGGAAAGCUGGUGUUGAGGCUGUACCAGGAAUACGACUGGACGAGAGGCUUCCAGUUAUACCACAAGGGGAACGACGACGACUCGUGUUACUUCCUCCAGUCCGGCAUUUGGUCAGAGUGGCACAUUGUGAACGAGGAGAGAGAGUUAGAGCCCCUGACGCACGAGAGCAUCGCAGAGUUCAGCCAGGAUGAGUUUAACUUGACAGACCCGGCUGGGAGGCGGGAGAUGGACAAGAGGUUUGCUGAUGAGCUGGAACGAGUCAAGGCUGUCUCUAGAGUGAUUAUAACGUGCGCCAGCGCCCCCUAUGUGUGGCGGCUGAUGAAGGUAGCCAGGGAGAUGGGGAUGACCAAUGGGGACUACGUAUUCCUUAUCGUGGACGUCUUUGACCACGCCUACCUCCAGCCGGACACGUGGAUUGGUUCAGAAGACAACCAACAGGAACGGCGGGAUAUCCUAGACGCCUUCCGAGCUGCUUUCGUCAUCACCGUCCCUCGGCCUGAUACCCCUGCGUUCCGAGAAUUCUCCGAGCAAGUGCGAGAAAUAGGGAAACAGAACUUCGGUUUCGAUUCCGGGGAAACAUUGGCUAACCCGUUUGUGGAGUCCUACUUUAAUGACGUCUUGCUGUACGCCACUGCCUUGAACGGGACUCCUGGCUAUAACUACACUAACGGCACUGAAAUGGCGCUGAAAAUGCGCAACGUUUCUUUCAUCGGUAAGGAAUAUGGCAUAUCUUGA
Branchiostoma belcheri (Belcher's lancelet) is the source of this 1340-nucleotide messenger RNA. RefSeq names its product atrial natriuretic peptide receptor 1-like. Bases 144 to 1340 code for a protein of 398 amino acids. The record is from RefSeq and is a predicted model, not a curated record. Gene Ontology annotation, molecular function: peptide hormone binding; signaling receptor activity. NCBI's taxonomy places the organism in Eukaryota, Metazoa, Chordata, Leptocardii, Amphioxiformes, Branchiostomatidae. The transcript is spliced from 3 exons. Gene Ontology annotation, cellular component: membrane.